CGACGAUAGAAAACGUGUGAACUAUGAAGUGUAUUAUAAGGACUGAUACUGAUUUAAGGGGUUUUCCAGGCCUUAAUUUGACUAUAAUUAAUGUUUUCAUGUUGAUUCUGUUCACUUAUACAAGCACAUGUGUUGGUUCAUCAAACAAGGGACUAAAAGUGGCUCCAUUUCAAUACAGUUCGUGCUUUUAUAAAUAGUUUAAGUCAGGUUUCUUUUAAAAACACCCAAAGCAUCAGUUUGGGUUAAAAAUCCUGAUGGUUGAGUAAAAAUGGUCUUUUACUUCGUUUACAGUUGAAGGAAACAUAUUUAUUUAGUUCGGUGGGGUUUUUUUCCCGUUAGUUGACUGAACUCUGCAGAUUGAGAUGAUUUUGAUUUGUAAAUGAUAAUACACAAUAGUACCUGAGGUUUGAUACCUACUGAGUACAUGAAGAACUGUUAUUGAUGUAUACCGUUUCAUUGAAGUUCUCAGCAUUUUUAACAACUCAGUACUUUGGUAUUUGGAUUUUUUUGCACUGAUAAUUCAUUUUUACAAACUCUUUCUCUCUCUAAGCUGUUUUGUUGUUAAACACUUUGUGUUGUUUUGUAUCUCUUAAUCCUGCUGUUUGAAUCAAAAUAAGUUGCUUGAAACAGGAUGUGUGCUGCCAUGCAGACUAGAGAAGUCGACCGAUCGCCUUGCCAAAUAAAAAUGUGACGAGACUUGUUGAUUGUACGCGCGCUUGGCAGAAGUGAUGAAGCUUUGGCUGUAAUUUAGUUCCACUGUAAAUCUACCAACCAGGGUGAUGAAUCUUGUUUUUUUGCUUUUUUAAUAUUUGCACUUAAUUUUUUGCCAAUAAUUGUUGAAGUUACUGUAUUGACCUGAUGAAUACGUUUAUCAGUUUCAUGCCUGGCAGUUCUCAGAGCAGAAUAAAAUCAUACUAUUUUCUGAUAUUUUUGUGAAAUUUUCUUUUUAGGUUAAGUUGUAGUUCAGUAAAGCUUUAAGGUGAAUCCUGAGAGUUACUGUAGAGAUGCAAAAGUUUGGCCACAACAUUUGUGUAGGGGCCAGGUAUUGGUCCAAAAACUGUUAUUUGACUCAUUAGCGCCACUGGUGUUCAGACUUGGAAUUGCAUCCCCUUAUAUUCUGAUUAUUGCACAGGGACAGGUGAGCAGCAGGAUGGGGACACUUCUGGGGGCCAGUCAGUAUUUCAAAGGGGCCAGUGCCACAAUGGCCCCACCCCUAGAAGCACCAGUGUGUGAAAAAUAUGGUGGAGGGAAAGUAUAUAGGGCUGCGCAGUGGUUAGAGCUGUUGCCUUGCAGCGAGAAGGUCCUGGGUUCGAUUCCCGGCCUGGGAUCUUUCUGCAUGUUCUCCCUGUGCAUGCGUGGGUUCUCCGGGUACUCCGGCUUCCUCCCACAGUCCAAAAACAUGACUGUCAGGUUUAUUGGUCUGUCUAAAUUGUCCUUAGGUGUGAGUGUGUGUGUGUGCAUGGUUGUUUGUCCUGUGUGUCUCUGUGUUGCCCUGCGAUGGACUGGCUCUCUGUCCAGGGUGUACCCCGCCUACUUGCCCGUUGACUGCUGGAGAUGGGCACCAGCCCCAUGGACAAAGCAGGUUCAGAAGAUGGAUGGAAGGAAAGUAUAUAGGAUAUUUCAGACUGAAGCCCUUUUUAAGUGACCACUCUCCAGCUCCUCUGUGUUGUCACAACUCAUCUCUGCUUUUCCAUACUGAGGGUGUUCAGGGGUGUGUAAUAUUAAUGGUUCUGUUUUCACUGAAACACUUCAGAAUAUUGACACAAAGUGUGAGAAAAUAACUUGAUGCUAAUGAAAUCACCAGUGCCAUCUCACCUAAGGAACACGAACGGAAACUGCAGUUGUAAAAACUAAAGAUCCGCUUCAUGAUGCCACAAUUUCUCAUUUAAUAUAUCGCAUAAAUAUAAAUGAUGGAAAAGUUGGAGCUUAUUUUAAAGUUCUGCAUUGUUGCUGAAUUACCUCCCUCUAAAUUUACCUUCAUAUUUUUUUCUCUUAAAUUAGUGAAGUUUUUUUAACCUUUGUAGUUUAGCCAAACUGUGUUCUCCCCUCUGCAAACAGCCUCCUUCCCCAUCCUCACCCCCCUCACCCCCUGUGUGCAGUGCCUGGCUGAGCUCGGCCCCUUCAGCAGGAGACUCGGGUAGAUCUGGAGGCAAAGAGAGAGCCAUUCAGGGUCUGAGCGCUGUGAGGUGAAGGAGGGCUCUGUCUCAGACGCUGUUGGAGGGGGAGUGAGGCAGGACGUGGAACUGGAGGAUUUAAUCUGAUUUUUGUAGAAAAUCUGCUUUGUGGCGCCGAGCGGGCGAGCUGUGAUGGUGUCCUCGGCUCUUUGGGUGCUUUUGCUCUGCCAGCUCCUGACAUCCACCUCAGCUCAGGUGAGGCUUGUUCAGAGACCCGGACCCCGAGGAGCUCCUGGGCCACCAGGACCUGCAGGACAACCAGGAAGGGAUGGUACUGAUGGCAAACCUGGACCUCCUGGACUACCAGGGAAAGCUGGCCCUAAAGGAAAAGCAGGAAUACCAGGAUCACCAGGAAAAGCAGGCCUGCCGGGACUUCCAGGAAUCGACGGUUUGACUGGCCCGGACGGUCCUGCUGGUAAAGAUGGACCCCCAGGGGAGCCGGGUGAGCCGGGACCUGCCGGGCCUCCUGGACCUUCUGGCAGAGGGAGACCAGGAGCUCCAGGAUUACCUGGAACCAACGGGUUGCCGGGCGGAGCGGGACCCCAGGGUCCUCUGGGUGCUGAGGGUCUUCCUGGACUUCCAGGACCUCCUGGGCCUGAUGGGCCUCCUGGACUUCCUGGUACUCUUCGUGACCUUAGCGGUGACCUUCUGUGUCCUGCAAUCUGUCCCCCUGGUCCCCCCGGUCCACCUGGGAUGCCAGGAUUCAAGGGACACACAGGACACAAAGGAGACAAGGGAGAGCUUGGAAAAGAUGGAGAGAAGGGGGACCCUGGUCCACCGGGACCUGCAGGUUUUCCUGGCACCGUGGGUCUGCAGGGCCCACGUGGUCUGAGAGGUUUGCAAGGCCCUAUGGGAGCUGUAGGCAACAGAGGCCUGCCCGGUUUCAGAGGCAAGCCUGGCUUAGCUGGCAUCAUCGGCAAGACAGGUGAUGCUGGGGAAAAGGGACCACAGGGUUUCAGUGGGCCUAAAGGAGAAAUUGGUAAAAUUGGUGCCAAAGGAGCUGCUGGGGGCCUGGGACCCAAAGGGGAUCCCGGAAUGCCUGGUCGAGACGGGAAAGAUGGGACACCGGGCCUGGAUGGCGAGAAGGGUGAUGCUGGACGCCAUGGAGUAGUAGGAGAGAAAGGGCCGAACGGACUUCCUGGUCUGCAAGGGAAGGCAGGAGCAAAGGGGAAUAAAGGAGAAGUCGGUGAUCCAGGAAAGCCUGGGGAGUCAGGACCCUCUGGAGAGCCAGGUAUUCCUGGUGAGAUUGGUGUCCCAGGAGAGAGGGGGAUAGCAGGUCCCAGAGGAGUGGCAGGAGGGAUUGGACCUGCAGGAAACCCGGGUCCUCAGGGAGUCAAAGGCUACCAGGGAGUCAAAGGAGGUUUGGGUGACCCGGGACUUCCUGGGCCAACGGGACUUCGUGGAGAGUUUGGUGACAGAGGUCCGGUUGGGGCUUCGGGAGCUAAGGGAGACAUGGGUGUGGCAGGAAGUGACGGUUUACCAGGAGAGAAUGGAGAGCCUGGUCCUUUUGGACCAGUUGGACAAAAAGGAGAGCCUGGCAAGCAAGGUGAACUGGGGCCAAAGGGCGUAACAGGUCCUCAAGGGGAGCUCGGGCCAAGAGGGCUCCCAGGAAAACCAGGACCAUUGGGCUUCCAGGGGGAACAGGGAAUGCCGGGAAUCGCAGGAAAAACCGGAGUACCUGGUAAGCUGGUGAGUGAGCAGCACAUCAGGGAGCUGUGUGGCUCCUUGAUCGAUGAUCAGAUCGCACAGCUGGCUGCUAACCUCCGAAGACCUCUGGCACCUGGAAUGGUAGGCCGCCCCGGCCCAGCAGGGCCUCCGGGAAAGCCAGGAGUCUCUGGUUCUGUUGGGCAUCCAGGGGCCCGCGGGCCACCAGGGUACAGAGGCCUGCCUGGAGAGCUCGGAGAUCCUGGUCCCAGAGGUGACGUCGGUGAGCCAGGUGAUAAGGGACCCACUGGCAAAGCCAUUGAUGGGCCCCCUGGAGACCAAGGAUACCAAGGUCUUCCAGGAGUAGCUGGUACCGUCAAAGACGGUCGCGAUGGGUCUCCGGGAGAUCCAGGCGAGCCUGGAGAGUCAGGCAGGGUAGGCAGGACUGGGCACCAGGGUCCUCCUGGGAUCUGUGACACAUCAGCCUGCCAGGGAGCCUCGCAUGUUGGGAAAUCCUCCAACCCCAAAAAUCUUUAAAACGACUUUCUGCAUCCUGACUGCUCCAGUCCACGGAGGGAGGGGUGAUGCGUGAGGAGGGGAGGAAGGAAAAGAACGGUCACAAGAUGGGAAGAGUAACAUCAGUGGGUGUGAUACUUUGAAAGGCAUGGAGGAACUUCUCAGGAGUGACGUGAACACCAAAGCAUCCGAGAGACAAGAACACACACAGGUAUUAAAUCACAGAGAGGAAGACACGAGAACAUCUGCAGUGACGAGCUCCUUUUGUAUAAAAACUUUGUUCAUGUUUCUGUGCCCCGCUCCAUCACUGUGGCAGACGAUCCUCUAAAAGCUGAGACUGUCUCUGAUGCUUUAAUCAUGGUUGGCUGUUUCAAAUCACAGCUGUUACCUCAGCAUACAAGCUUACCGUGUCAAAUAUGGAAACAGCUGCUGGAGGCAGAAAGCCUCAGUCCAGGGGCUGAGGAUGUGCUGUAAAAAAUAAAAAUAAAAACAAAUACCCAGGUGCCCAGAAAACGUGUAGAUUAAUGCUAAACUCUAAUCUUUAGUAUGUUUUUUAAAUGACUUGUAAAGUUGACUUAAAGCAGAGAAACAAACACUUGUGGGUGCAAACAUCUGACAACAUAUCAAAGUUUUGGUGCUUUUUCUCAUUUUAUUUUAUUUUUUCUCCCAAAUUUGCAAUGACCACAUCCACUAUGUACUACAGGUGCUGUAACUAUUAAAUAUCCAUCACUUUAAAUACUA
This is a messenger RNA of Nothobranchius furzeri (turquoise killifish), 5075 nucleotides long. It is a transcript of the gene col9a3, whose product is annotated as collagen, type IX, alpha 3. Gene Ontology annotation, molecular function: extracellular matrix structural constituent conferring tensile strength; signaling receptor activity. Gene Ontology annotation, cellular component: membrane. NCBI's taxonomy places the organism in Eukaryota, Metazoa, Chordata, Actinopteri, Cyprinodontiformes, Nothobranchiidae. Gene Ontology annotation, biological process: extracellular matrix organization. The record is from RefSeq and is a predicted model, not a curated record.